GUGGUCGGGCGCUUGUACUGUCUGAACACACCUUGAUUGCUACAUCUGAGCUCGACAUCCUACUCUGAUCUCCCCUCUUCCACACGCAUCCACCGAAAUGUCUUCUCUUGCUGGUGCGCUGGACCCGCCCUCGGCACUGCAAGAAACCAAGUAUCAGCCACCCUUGGACGACGUCGCAAUGGGUGAACCAGCGCUGGGCUCCGAGAAUGGCCACACAGACGUUACCGUCAAGGACGAGGACAUGCACGACCUUUUCGGUGAGGCUGAAGAUAACGACGUGCACGUUGUCACACACGACGAGGUCGCGACCCCGGCAUCGUCGGAGCAUGCCGAACACCUUGAUGGCUUGUCUUCACCAGAAAGAAGGCAUAGGGAGGCUAUGGAGUAUGCGGAAGAGGACGAAGAGGGCGGCGAGCCGAUAGUUGAACAGGUCCUCGAGGCGAACGCUGCCAUUCCCAACAUACCUGUCCCACGAAGCUCGGAUGGAAAUUAUUGGGUGAUUCGCAUGCCUAAUUUCGUCAAGGUUGAUUCAAAACCUUUCCAUCCCGACACCUACAUUGGUCCUGAGCAAGAGGACGAAGAAGCGCAGCAAGCCGAGAGCGUGCGUGAGAAGAGCAUGACUAUCAAGCUCAAGGUCGAGAAUACCGUGCGAUGGCGAUGGGUGAAAGACAAGAAUGGCCAGGACAGGAGGCAAUCAAACAGCCGGAUAGUUCGUUGGUCUGACGGGACUCUCAGCCUGCAAUUGGGCAAGGAGCUCUUUGACAUCACACAGACAAUCGACACUUCCGGUGCCAUUCCACGCCAAUCUUUCGGCAGCAGCCAACAGCCUUCGCAGACCGCCAUCCCGUCCUCGCAGACCACACCCGGCAAGUCGCAGGGCCUCACCUACCUCGUCGCACAGCACAAGCGCGCCGAGAUCCUGCAGUGCGAGGCGCUCAUCACUGGCUACAUGUCGUUGCGCCCGACGGGCAUGCAGUCCGAGACGCACCGCAUGCUCGUGCGUGCGGUAGGACAGAAGCACAACAAAGUCGCGCGGCUGCGCAUGGCUCCGGACCCGACGAUGGACCCGGAGCGCGAGAAGCUCGAGCUGAUGCGCCAGGCGGCGCGCAAACCUCGCAAGCCGCGCGGCGAGGACGACGGGCUUGGCGGUCCGCGCAGGAGGCGGACAGGCUAUACGAGGAAGCGCUCGGGGGAAGAUAUGUGGUCGGAAGACGAGGAAGAGGGCGUGUUUGGUGGACGGUCGGAGGAUGAGUAUGGCGAGGAGGGUGCGAGUGGGAGGGUUGGGAGGAAGCGGAAGGCAGGUGGUCAUGAGGAGAGCAGCAAGAAGGGGCCUGGGGAGUACCAGACGGACGAUUUCCUUGUUGCCGACUCAGACGAGGAAGUCGACGCUUACGGUGAGUCAGAUGAAGAGGCCAAUAGACGGAAGAGCACGCGGCGCAGCCGGGUGGAGGAAGAAGAAGGCGAAGAAGAUGACCUGGAGAGGCUCGAGGCGCAGCUCAACCGCCAGGAAGAGGAGGAGCGCAAGCGAAAAAGGGUAUCGAGUGGGAAGUCGCAGGAAGAAGGUGCUGUGGACGAGGGACGAGGAGAGGAGGGCAUGGACGUGGAAAGCGAGGAGGAGGACGAUGAGUUUGGGGUGCGCCGUCGUACCACAUCCGGCGGGCGUAAGAGGAGGGCUGUCGGGUUCGACGAGGAAGAGGAGUAGUGUUGUGCUACAGAUGUACUAACGCUACAUAGGGACGAUUCAUUACUGACUUAAAUACUCUGCAAUACACCGUACUCGUCCCACCGGCCGACU
Laetiporus sulphureus 93-53 is the source of this 1795-nucleotide messenger RNA. Its product is annotated as Leo1-domain-containing protein. The record is from RefSeq and is a predicted model, not a curated record. Gene Ontology annotation, biological process: positive regulation of transcription elongation by RNA polymerase II; transcription elongation by RNA polymerase II. Gene Ontology annotation, molecular function: RNA polymerase II C-terminal domain phosphoserine binding. The coding region runs from base 98 to 1702 and encodes 534 amino acids. NCBI's taxonomy places the organism in Eukaryota, Fungi, Basidiomycota, Agaricomycetes, Polyporales, Laetiporaceae. Gene Ontology annotation, cellular component: Cdc73/Paf1 complex; nucleus. The transcript has 4 exons.